CUGUCUUCCUUAGGCUUCAAAUGAAAAAGGCGAUACAGUGUUUGCUUAUCAGAAGAUAAACGUGCAGAGGAGGACGUAUUUAAAUAGGCUGCGAGAAAAUGGUCAGCAACCAAGUAACACUGGUUCUCUUCUGUGGAGAAAUCUGGAGGUCAUUUUCUACAGAAAUACCUCCAAAUGUUUCCAUCAAUGAAGGAAAAGCAUAUGCCAGUACCAGGAGUCCAAUGGGACACAAAGUUCAUGUAUAUCAGUCACCAGCAACUGUAUCCAGCUUGCACACAGCUCAAAUUAUACCUCAAAUCCCCGAAACACCCAGAGAACCCAUCGAUGGAAGCUGGAUUGCAGCGCUGUUAAUUGGCACAAUUUUGAUUAAUAUGAUAUUUGCUAUUACUAUUAUUCUUCUAUGGAAAUGCUGCAAAACGCCACGUCUAGUUGAUUCAAACUGGGCAGGCCGUUCUCCAUUUGCAGACGGAGACACGCCAGAUGUCUUUGUGGAAUCUGACCAGGCUACCAAACGUUCCUCGAUUUUAUCUAUGCUGCCUUGGAAAUUCAGGCAAGAUAUGCACUUACCAGAUUAUUCUUUUGCAUCAGAGAAACCAUCCAAUUGCACUACAAACAAUAAAGACAGCCAAUCGUCUGCCACAGGAGAAGACCACUCAGUUUCAGUAGUGACCAGUAUUUCAGUUUCCAAUACAAAUGCAUCUCCGUCUCCCAUCUCAGAAGGGGUAAGCUGUGCAUGUGACUCAUGUCCUCAUCCAGCUCCUUCACCUGAAUCCCAUGACCUGCCGCCCCCACCUGACUGGCUCAGGGAACCAUCUGAGAGUCACUGUCUGGGUCUCGGCGAAUAUCAGGAAUUGCACUCAGAAACACAGGAACAAUUUCCCCCACUUCCCGAGUUAGCUGUUCAAGAGAGUCAUGAAUCACUGCCGCAGCUGCCACUGCCAGAACAUCCUCUGUAGAGUGACCAAACUGCAUUCCAACGUACUUCACGUUUCUCUUAAAUGGAGUAUUCUUUAAAUAACUCAAUAAAAGAGAAGUUGAUGCAGGCAAGAACUGUGAGACCACAUCACAGGCAGUUCCUCAGCAUUUCUUAACUUCAGCUUUCACAAAGAGAACAACUUGUUUCUGCCUGAAGCAAAUGAUUUCGAAAUACAAUAUGGAUGGAGCCCACCGCACCUAAUGAUACCUUGUGAUUCCAGAUUUUAGAGACUACAGAGAACAGUAUAAACACCUGUGUAUGUCUGUAUAUACAUUAUAUAUAAAAUAUACACGCAUAGACAUUGAGCUUCAAGAAGCAGAGCACAGCUUGAGAGAGGAAAUCAGCUUCUAAAA
Struthio camelus australis is the source of this 1329-nucleotide messenger RNA. It is a transcript of the gene EVI2B, whose product is annotated as ecotropic viral integration site 2B. NCBI's taxonomy places the organism in Eukaryota, Metazoa, Chordata, Aves, Struthioniformes, Struthionidae. Gene Ontology annotation, biological process: regulation of stem cell division; positive regulation of neutrophil differentiation. The record is from RefSeq and is a predicted model, not a curated record.